UAGCUUUUGCGAUUGUGGUCUAGUCCUUGCUCGAAUAAUCUUGUUCCUUAAUAAUCUCGUAUUUACAUAUACCGAAGUCAAAUUUGAAAAUGAGUCAAGUGUUUGGAGUUCCACCACCUCUUUAUCCGCCCCAGCAGCCAGUGGGUGUCAAUGGCGGUACGUUCUUCGGCCAGCAGUACAGUCCUCUAGGAACUUUAGCUGCUUACAAAGGCGAUUUGAUUUAUCCUGUGUUCACCAUCGGAUUUUUCUUAUUGGGCGUGGUCGUCAUUGUCAAGAUUCUCUUGACUCUUAUCGGUUUACUGGGAGCUAAAUUGUUUCACGGUUUCAUCCCGCGUUCAUUCGAUGACCUCCUGGAACGCAAACGUCGUUCAAUCGAUGACGUCAAUAACAGUCCCAUCGAUCAGGCCAAGCUGGAUGGACUUACAUCUGUCAUCAUGGCCGCUCUCGAUUCUCAACAAUGCCAACAGAGACUGAUGUGUGAAUUGGGCGAUUUCGUGCAACAGUACGACUCGGCUCAUCUUCUAGCCAAUUUGGCCGAACGUUUAGCGCCCGAGGAUUACCUGGCUCACGUUAAGGCUUUUAAGAAUGCGGGCCGAUGCGAGGAAUACAAAUGCGGGCAAUCCUCAGGUUCCACGCCAGACAUCCAGCAGGGAAAUGCUGUGUCCACUAAAGACGAAGAAAGUCUUUGAAAGUUUGAAAACAAUUUUUGAAUCACACAAAAAAUAUUCAAUUAAGAUUGAAGUCGAUAUUUAUUGAAGUCGAAAUGCUUGUUGGCAUGUUAAAAGCUGGAAUUGUAAUAAAUUGUUGAGUAUAAUAG
This is a messenger RNA of Daphnia magna, 817 nucleotides long. RefSeq lists its product as uncharacterized. Bases 90 to 689 code for a protein of 199 amino acids. The record is from RefSeq and is a predicted model, not a curated record. The transcript is spliced from 4 exons. NCBI's taxonomy places the organism in Eukaryota, Metazoa, Arthropoda, Branchiopoda, Diplostraca, Daphniidae.